Gossypium raimondii (Peruvian cotton) is the source of this 1458-nucleotide messenger RNA. RefSeq names its product josephin-like protein. The record is from RefSeq and is a predicted model, not a curated record. Gene Ontology annotation, biological process: protein deubiquitination. NCBI's taxonomy places the organism in Eukaryota, Viridiplantae, Streptophyta, Magnoliopsida, Malvales, Malvaceae. The transcript has 3 exons. The coding region runs from base 316 to 1239 and encodes 307 amino acids. Gene Ontology annotation, molecular function: cysteine-type deubiquitinase activity.
UAUUCCUUUAAUUCGAAAUAAUCCUGAGCUAUACUAGAAAAGAAAAUUUUGCAAUUAAAUGAAGAAAAAUAUUUAUUUACUUUUCAGCAAAACCGUCCAACUAAAAGGCGAUUCUCAGUCAAACUUAUUUAUUUAUUUAAUUGUUGGAAGAAAAAAAGGAAAUGGUUUAUCCUUUUUUUGAAUUAAGUAAAACCAGCUCAGCAACUCGAGGAAAGAGUUGAACUUCUAAUCAGAAUCCAUAACCCUUGAUUUCGAAGAGCCAAUCUGCUAUUAGGGGUCCCUUUACCAGAAUCAAAUUUCAACAGCCUUGGAUUCAUGGCAAGCGAGCAGAACCAAAUUUAUCACGAAAGGCAAAGAUUACAAUUUUGCCUCUUACAUUCCCUUAACAAUCUCUUCCAGCAAAAGGAUGCAUUCACUCGAGCCACUUUGAAUUCUAUAGCUGAAAGACUCGUUCUUGAUGACCCAGAAAAGGAAAUUUGGACACCCUUUUCUUUAGUCUUCAAGCCUCACCAUAAUUCAGUUACUGGCAACUAUGAUAUAAAUGUUCUAAUGGCUGCACUUGAAGGGAGAGGGAAGACUGUGAUUUGGCAUGAUGGUCGAAAUGGGGCUUCGGCUAUCGACCUUAAUGAUGGAUUGUUGAUGGGAAUCGUGGUUAAUGUUCCUGUUAGACGCUAUGGUGGGCUUUGGAAAAGUAGGCAUUGGAUUGCAGUGAGAAAGAUCGAUGGAGUUUGGUACAAUUUGGACAGUGAUCUUCAGGCACCUCACUGUUUUAAGGAUUGUGGAGAAGUUAGGGAAUUCUUGAAUUUUAUCAUCAAUCAUGAUGGCCAGGUUUUGCUUGUAAAAAAACUGAAGAAGAUGGCAACUAAAGGGAUCAACAAAACCACUCAAAAGGAAAACAACAAGCCAAAUGGUUCCAUUUUGCAGAAUUCUAAUGAUACCAUGGCUGCCGAGAACAUAAGUGCUAUCAGGAGUUGUGGCUUCAUGCGAUGCAGAUCAUCGGAAUUUUCGCCGGUAAGGUUUUUCAAACACCUCGGUGGCAAAGCAGCAAAAGGUUUACAUGUGGCAGUGGUAUCCAUGAGAAUUAGGCCUUCCCAUAAGGUUUCUUCUUCUUCAUUAGGAAGACCGAAACCAUUUGAAACUCCUGUUGAUUCUCAUAGAAAUGCUGCCAUUGAAGACUGCAUCGAAUUUAUCAACUCUUCUGCUUCUUUGCCUAGAUCAAAUUCUGUUUCUGCUUCAUAAUUCUCACUGAACUCUGUAGUUCAUGAAGAUAUUAAGCAACAUAUUCCUAGAAGUUACAUGUACAUUAUCGUUUUCUUUCCAGAUGAUCAAAGUAAAGGCUUGUUUAAUUUACUUAUGAAAAACAAUGGAGUAUCUUAUAUGUAUUAUCUCUUUGGUUUGGUUUAUCCUACUGUGUACAUUCUGUUGGAGGUGCAUAUUUCAGACAAGCUUACCAGCAAA